Molecule: messenger RNA, 1854 nt
Organism: Ochotona princeps (American pika)
Lineage: Eukaryota; Metazoa; Chordata; Mammalia; Lagomorpha; Ochotonidae
Gene: GRWD1
Product: glutamate rich WD repeat containing 1
Exons: 7
Coding region: 141-1481 (446 amino acids)
Molecular function (GO): protein binding
Source: RefSeq, a predicted model, not a curated record
UCCCCUUCGCGCUCCCCAACGCGACGUCCCUCUUGCACAGGUGCAGCAGGAGGUUUCCAAGGAAACCGCGCUGCGGGGCGGGCCUUAGGGGGCAGGAAGUGACGUUCUCGCCGCGCGUCGGCUGUGUGAGGGGCUCGAAGAUGGCGGCGCGCAAAGGGCGGCGGCGCACGUGUGCAGCCGGAGAACCCAUGGAAGCAGAGUCGGGUGAGCCCGGCUCUGAGGGCCGGAGCCAGGUGUACCUGCCCGGGCGGGGACCUCCGCUGCGCGAAGGGGAGGAGCUGGUCAUGGACGAGGAGGCCUAUGUGCUGUACCACCGGGCGCAGACAGGCGCCCCCUGUCUCAGCUUCGACAUAGUUCGAGAUCAUCUGGGAGACAACCGGACCCAGCUUCCUCUUACCCUUUACCUGUGCGCGGGGACACAAGCCGACAGCGCGCAGAACAACAGACUGAUGAUUCUUCGCAUGCACAACCUGCAUGGCACCAAGCCCCCAGCCUCAGAGGGCAGUGAUGAUGAAGAGGAGGAUGAGGACGAGGAGGAUGAGGAGGAGCGGAAGCCGCAGCUGGAGCUGGCCAUGGUCCCCCACUACGGCGGCAUCAACCGAGUGCGGGUGUCGUGGCUGGGCGAGGAGCCCGUGGCUGCGGUGUGGUCAGAGAAGGGCCAGGUGGAGGUGUUCACACUGCGGCGGCUGCUGCAGGUGGUCAAUGACCCCCAGGCCCUGGCAGUCUUCCUCCGGGACGAGCAGGCCCGAGUGAAGCCUGUUUUCACCUUUGCUGGCCACAUGGGGGAGGGCUUUGCUCUCGACUGGUCCCCCCGUGUGCCUGGUCGCCUGCUGACCGGCGACUGUCACAAGAACAUCCACCUCUGGACGCCCACGGACGGCGGCUCCUGGCACGUGGACCAGCGGCCGUUCGUGGGCCACACGCGCUCCGUGGAGGACCUGCAGUGGUCACCAACCGAGGACACGGUCUUCGCCUCCUGCUCGGCCGACGCCUCUGUUCGCAUCUGGGACAUCCGUGCAGCCCCAGGCAAGGCCUGCAUGCUCACCACAGCUGCUGCCCAUGAUGGGGACGUGAAUGUCAUCAGCUGGAGCCGCAGAGAGCCCUUCCUGCUCAGUGGGGGGGACGACGGGGCCCUCAAGGUGUGGGACCUACGGCAGUUCAAGUCUGGCUCCCCGGUGGCCACCUUCAAGCAGCACGUGGCUCCCGUGACUUCUGUCGAGUGGCACCCCCAGGACAGUGGGGUCUUUGCGGCCUCCGGUGCAGACAAUCAGAUCACACAGUGGGACCUGGCCGUGGAGCGGGAUCCUGAGGCGGGCGAGGUUGAGGCUGAGCCGGGGCUGGCAGACCUCCCCCAGCAGCUGCUGUUCGUGCACCAGGGCGAGACGGACCUGAAGGAGCUGCACUGGCACCCGCAGUGCCCUGGCGUGCUGGUCAGCACGGCCCUGUCGGGCUUCACCGUAUUCCGCACCAUCAGCGUCUGAGGCCGCCCCGGCCUGGCCUCCUGCCUAGGACCUGAACUGGACGCUGCCUCCCUGGAAGGGCUCAGGUGGACGCGGGCUGUCGCCCUGCCAUGGGCCGUCAGACACGGUCCAGUCCAGGCAUGGCUUUUGCUGCCGCUCCAGAAAGCCAUCCCUGCUGGGAUCCGCUCAGGGUUGGCGGGCCCAGGAUGGCCUGUGUGCUGCAGAUUGUGGGGCCUGACCAGGGUGUGGGUUCCUCCAGCUAGCUCGGGGUCCACCCUUGUCUUCCGGCCCUCAGGGUUUGAUUGGGACUUCCCGGCAGGGGGCUGUGAGGGACGCGCCCCUGCCUGAGCUGAAGGUGCAGGUUUCCUGCCAGGCAAUAAAGGAGUGGACAGCC